AUGUCCAAGCUUUUCAUUGGCGGCCUUGCAUGGCACACUGAGGAAGGCACCCUCAGACAGAAGUUUGAGGAGUUCGGUGCCGUCGAGGAAGCUGUCGUUGUGAAGGAUCGCGACACUGGCCGUAGCCGUGGAUUCGGCUUCGUCCGCUACACCCAGGACGGAGAUGCCCAGAAGGCCAUUGCCGCCAUGAACAACGUCGAGUUUGACGGACGCACUAUCCGCGUUGACAAGGCUUCCGACAACGGCCCCCGUGGUGGCGGCGGUGGUGGUUUCCGCGGCGGCGGCGGCGGCUUCGGCGGCGGGCGUGGCGGCUACGGCGGCGCCCCCCCUGCGCCCUACGGCGCUGCCCCGGGCGGAUACCCGGUCGGCGUCCCCAACAUGUACCAGCAGCAGCAGCCUGCGUACGGCCGUGGUUACCCCCCUCAGCAGCCCUACGGUGCCCCUCCUCAGGACGGUGGCUACGCUCCGCAGGCUCCGUACGGCUACCAGCAGGACCCGUCUCAGCAGCCUCAGGGCGGCCGAGGCUAUUAG
Messenger RNA from Colletotrichum destructivum, 531 nucleotides. Its product is annotated as Putative RNA recognition motif domain, nucleotide-binding alpha-beta plait domain superfamily. The coding region runs from base 1 to 531 and encodes 176 amino acids. Gene Ontology annotation, molecular function: RNA binding. The transcript is spliced from 5 exons. Gene Ontology annotation, cellular component: nucleus. Lineage: Eukaryota; Fungi; Ascomycota; Sordariomycetes; Glomerellales; Glomerellaceae. The record is from RefSeq and is a predicted model, not a curated record.